Molecule: messenger RNA, 2019 nt
Organism: Theileria equi strain WA
Lineage: Eukaryota; Apicomplexa; Aconoidasida; Piroplasmida; Theileriidae
Product: T-cell immunomodulatory protein precursor, putative
Exons: 5
Coding region: 1-2019 (672 amino acids)
Cellular component (GO): plasma membrane
Source: RefSeq, a predicted model, not a curated record
AUGUGGUACACAUACAUCCUGCUAUUGCUACAAACUUGCUGUUUGUGCUACGAAUACAAACUUUUAUCUCAAAAGUUUACAUCGCGCGGGAUUAUCUCAGAUUUUGGAGAUUAUGACGAUGACGGAGGGAUCGAUUUCAUCACUGUACACGUUUUUGCCAAUGGGGAGGGAUACAAGAGUACAGUAUACGUUCAUACCGAUGUUAACAAAAACGCUGUCGUACACCAAAAUAUAACAGUUACUGGAAAAUGUGUUGGCUCCGUAGCUACAGAUCUCAAUGCAGACAAUGUGUUGGAUAUUUUGUUGACUAUGGAAAAGGAGGAAGGUAUCUACUAUCUUCUAGGGUUAUAUCAAGAUCAAGAAAGUGGGCAAUUAUCGGUACAAUGGGACUCUAGAGAAGAAAUAGACUUUCCAACUGGUGUAGAUGGAACAAAGUCUGCACAAAAUUCGCCGGUAAAUCCCAUCACAAAGAUGCAUACUAGUACAUCAAAGCCUCCAAUUACAAAUUCGAAUGUCUACGGCUAUACCACGAUACAUCCACUACUGGCUGAUAUAAAUGGUGAUGGAAUGGUAGACAUUUUGGUACAGAGUGAUUCCGAAAAUCAGGACCAAAUAUUUGUAUGGCUUAGGACAAAGAGCAGAUAUAUUCCAUAUACAUUAGAAAACAUUCCAUAUGUUAACUUUGAUCAGAUAGAUGGGAAAAUUGUGAAUCCACAUAGCAGUGCAUUUGUAGAUAUGAAUGGGGAUUGCAGAGCUGACUUGGUGCUUCAUGUAAUGAGAAAUAAUUCCGUUUUUUUGGACAUUUACUUGACAAGUUAUGCAGAUGGAACCCUGGUGUAUAAAAAGUAUAAGGAUAGUAUUUCUGUUCCAAAGAAUUAUGGACAAAUUUCAUUCCAUGAUUUAAACGGAGAUGGAACUCUAGAUGUUUUAAUUCCUCACUGCAAAAAGGCGCAGAAUCUUCCAAUUUCUCCGUCCGAGGACAUCUUAUUAUAUACUGAAUGUGAGAUUAAUGUAAUAUACAAUGGUCAAAUCCCAUUUUGUUCCAAGUUAUGGCAAAAUGGGCAACCUAACAAGUGCAGACAUGCUUCAAAUUUGUGCAUACAUUCGGACAUGGUUUUCACAAAUGACUAUUCUCUUUCCAUUGCGAAAACCAUGGGUUCUGUAGGAAUGUUUAGAGUUUCUGUUGGAGAUUUUAAUAACAAUGGAUAUCCAGAUUUGAUCGUUAACCUUUAUGACCCAGGAAAGAGUUUUUCAUCACUGUACGAAGCAACUAGUGAAUCGGAUGUUGUGCUUGUUUACAAGAACUUGUUUCUAGAGGGUGAUACACCAAAAUUUUCACAACCAAUUAAAAUAUUCGUCCCAAGGGAUCAAGGGGAACGAAUCGAUAGAGCCGUGACGCUAGACCUUUUUGAGAAUGGUAUUAUAAAUUUGCUUGUGUUUUUAAAUGAUGCGAAUGGAAUGAUAACUUGUCGUUUUUAUUCGCUGGUUAAUGAACAGAUUGGAUUGUUUAUGAAGGUCAUGACUAGGAAUUUCGUACUGGAUGAAUCUAAGCUAUUGGAAAAUACAUUUUCAUCCGGAUUUAAUGCACAUGGUCCGACAUACAAAAUAACUGUUAUCGAUUUUGAUGGAAAUAAAUCACCAAAGAUCACUACACUGCGUUCACAGUCGGCGCAUUCACCUCUAUUACCUCCAUUCAAUAUUUUUGGAUUGGGAGAAACAAAUAAUUAUGUUGAAGAAUUCUAUCUGGGCAUGCCAACUUCUAGUAAAGCCUAUAGUAACAUGUGGAUCUCAAUCAUCCCAAACUGCAGUGUAAUGACGAUACCAUUUCCACUGCCCAAGCCGAACGAUUGGAUACUCAAAUUGAGCUUGAGUCCAUCCAAAAAAAUUUAUACCAUAUUAAUCGCAACUCUAACAUGCCUGGUAGUGUUUGGACUCAUGAUUCUCAUUUUUGACCUAAAGGAAAAGCGAGAGGAUUCUGAACAAGCAAAGGGUUUUAGACAAAAGUUUAUCAUUAAUUGA